AUGCCGAAUUUAGGUCAACAAGCAUUUCGCCAAAACCCUGAUGAUAAAGACUUAGGUGAUGAGAAAUUGCUGAAUCCUCAAAAACCAAGGAGAGCUGAGAACACUGAAAUGGAACGAAAAGGCAAGAAUCCUAACACUCCGAAGAAAGCUGCCAAGCCAAAGGUGGUUCAAAAGCUCAUUGAUGAAGACUCAGAUUAUGAAGAUAAAGAACCACUGCUCAGGUGCAAGAGAAAGAAAUCAAGUCCAAAGGCACCUCCUGCACCUAAACCUAUUGAGGUGCAGAAUAAUGAUGAUACUAAGACCACCACUCCAGCUGAGAGUGAAUCUUCUGAGCAAGAGGGUUCUAAGCAAAAUGAGUCCGAACAGCCUGAGAUUAAGAAGGAUGAAUCCGAAGAACUGGAGGCAGGACAUGUUGAGUUUGACAAAUAUAAUUUUGAGGAACCAUUCUUUGAAACUCCCUCGGCUGAGAAUCAAGUUGAGAAGGAACCACCAGCUAAGGGAACUUUGAUAAAAUGCAAGAAUUCUGAGGUUCGAGAGAAUGCUAGAUGA
This is a messenger RNA of Capsicum annuum, 549 nucleotides long. RefSeq lists its product as uncharacterized. Bases 1 to 549 code for a protein of 182 amino acids. Lineage: Eukaryota; Viridiplantae; Streptophyta; Magnoliopsida; Solanales; Solanaceae. The record is from RefSeq and is a predicted model, not a curated record. The transcript is spliced from 2 exons.